CAUAACCACAUUUGUAAAUCACACAGGCAUACUUGAUGUCAUUAGACAAUCUUUGUUAUCGCAGGGGAAAAUUAAAGUAAAACCACUUUUUCAAUUGAGAAGGACUUUAUAACAGCAUAAAAAUAUCUCCCUCAUCUGAGGGUGACAAGAGAAAUGUAUUGGCCAAUGUAUAGGCGACUUUUUGUGUAACGACGACGAUGAAAAUUAUAAUGUUUUCAGAUUCUUAAUGUGUUUUCACCUGAAACAAUUAAGAGGGGGAGCAAAGGGGCCAGAGUCAAUUUAAAAACAAGAGGUUUGAAAAAAACUCAGUUCCUAAAGGCAAAUACUGCUGGUGACUUUAACCAGCUAUUCAAGCUGUCAAUCACAAAGUCAAACCAACCAAUCACGAACCCCCCAAGUCUCAAUCCAGCCAAAUUGCUAGGCCUGUCAAUUACGUGAUACCAAUUAGCGAUUGGAAGUUUUUGUUUGCGCGUUAGGUUGUUUGAGGUUUAUGGCUACACGAUAAGAAAGCUUUUUAAGAAAGAGAAACUAACGAGUAAUAACAGCAUAAUAUUAAGGAUCAUGGCUUUACUGAUACGACAUUGACAAGUAAGAAAAAACCGCCAAUGGAAAACGCAAGCUUCGAAGAAGACGCGGUACCUUAUGGCGACAAAAAGUUCCAGAUUCCUGUGGUAUGCGCCCUGGUUUUGGAAUUGCUUUUUGGUAUGACUUCGUGCUUCAGCGUUGUUUAUAUUUACUGGAAAAGACGACAUGUUCGAAGCGUUGCCAAUAUGUUGAUAACAAAUCUAGCGACUGUGGACCUUGCAACGUGUUGCCUCGGAAUUCCUGUAACAAUAGCAAGAGUAAUUGACUUUGAGAACAACCAAGUUUUAUUUUGUUUAGCGCAUGAGGGUCUGACUUCGGCGUUACGAAACGCGUCUAUUGUGACUCUGCUUCUGAUAUGUUUUGAUCGUUACGAAUCGAUUAGGAAUCCAUUUCGGAGAAGGCUUAACUUUACAAAGGCACAAAAAUCAAUGUUGCUACUAUGGAUAUUCGCAUGGAUGACUUUCAGCGUCCCCUUUAUUGAACACGGUCUACGUUCUACCACACCAGUUACACGCUCUUGUACGUCGAUGUUCACACAUGGGGGAUACAAAUUCAGGACUUACUAUUUCCCAGGGUUUCUUCUUGUAACUAUCAUAAGUCUUCCAUGUUAUUGGAAAAUUUCUCAAGCCGCCUUAUCAAGAAUUCACAUUCAAGCUAUUGUUGUGCGAGCGGCAUUUCUUGUUAAACCAGCUUUCCAGGUGUCACCAGAAGGCGAAAAUCCCGCGAAAAAUUCCCGCCAAAGAGAGUGGCGGGUCGCGAAAAUGACAGGCGCAAUCAUGUUUUCCGUUUGUGUACUAUGGUUCCCUUAUAUGCUACUGACUUUCGUUAUAAGUUUUUUAAAGCCGAGCUUAACGCUAGCCAAGCUAGAGAUCUCGUUUCUUAUUCUCGGCUACUUGAAUUGUACAUUGGAUCCACUUUUGUAUGCAUUUACAAAACAAAAGUUCAGAAAUGCAUUUUGGAGAACUUUGCCUCAAUUUACGCGGAAUGGUAGAGUUUAAGGUCUAUAAAGGAAAACAUAAUUUCGAGAUCUAAAAUCACAAUUAUAUAGGUGCAUAACUUACAAAUGAAAUUAUAUUUAAAUAUUGUUGCUACGUUAGUGAAAAAGCAAUUAACAAUGUUUAUCAUGAAGAGAACUCUGGGACACCAAACCACAGAAUGGAAAAACAGAGAGAGAAAAUAAAAAAAAAAAUGAUAUAUACAAAAAUGCUUGAUAGAUAAUGCUUUGAGUUGCUUGAUGGUAAAACAAUGAUUUGAGCAGUCUUCGGUGGUAAUCCCCGCCUAAACCCUUUGCAAAUAAUCAUUACCACACAACACAAUCGCAUCGAGAUUGAAACCGAAUAUAAAAUGAGCUGAGCCGGACUCAUACAUAGAUAUGAAAAAGGCAAAUUUGUUUAUCUAAAGUUCCUAUAUCUAUCUUUUAACGGCGGCAGGAAGUACUAGGCUGAAAACAGUCAAAACAAAAUGCAAAAUACACGGAUAAAUAUCAUUAUCUAACAUUUUGAGGCGAAAACUUAAUUACAAAUAGAGCUCCGUAUAGCAGGUGUGCAUCGCCGAAAGGGCGAAAUGUGAACAAGUUAUUAGACUGAAGCACUUUUAUAAGGGCAGAAAUCAGCAUUGUUAGGGAAGAAAAAUAUCACUAAGGAACUACUGACAAAUCGAGACUAAAAGUCCCGUCUUUUUAAAUAUGAGUUAUUAGAAAUUUCUGUGGUUCAAAUAGCAUUUUUAUUUUUUAAUCUUUAUUUUCUAAAUUCUUGAAACAGAAUCUAGGACUUGACAUUUCUAUCUCGCUGAAAUUUGCAUACACUUUGUUUUUAUAAGAACGUCUAAUUUUUAGUUAGGUUGGGCCGUUCUUAUUUUUAGAGUAUUUAAUGCAGAAUAUGCUCUUAACGAUGUUGAUUUUAGUGUAUAUAAGAAUAUAAUACCCAAUGAAUUAUUAGGAAGAGAAUUACACUAAUGGCAAAUAGCAAUAAUAAGGUUAUUGCUAUAAGCACAAUUUCAUUCAGCAUUUUAAAACUCAUCUGGACAAGAAAAUAAUUUUUUUCUGUUAUCUGAGCCUCGGAAUGUUCUUAGCAUGUUCUUAAAAUUUGGUUAAAUCCCCGGCUGGAUGUUCUUAUAAACCACUUUGCCAUCUUUAGUGACUAUAAGAGACAAUUAAGAAAGUAAGAUCGAAUGGCAAAUAAAAAAUGAAAAAUAUGCUAUCCCAAUAAAAUUAUCAAAGAAAAAAGGAAUUGGACAGAAAUGGGAAAAAGGAAUUUUGCUUUUCUGGUGUAAUUGUUUUCAAAAUACAGCGAAACAGUAACAGUUGCAGAAAACAACACAAAACAUUCUAUUCAAGUCUUUCAAGGGAUUUCUAUCGCCCUCAGGCAAAAUACGCCACCUUAACUCUUCUUUUUAUGUGUAUUUUACGAAGGACAUUACCCUGUU
Messenger RNA from Nematostella vectensis (starlet sea anemone), 3009 nucleotides. Its product is annotated as G-protein coupled receptor 22. The record is from RefSeq and is a predicted model, not a curated record. Gene Ontology annotation, biological process: G protein-coupled receptor signaling pathway. Gene Ontology annotation, molecular function: G protein-coupled receptor activity. The transcript has a single exon. Gene Ontology annotation, cellular component: membrane. NCBI's taxonomy places the organism in Eukaryota, Metazoa, Cnidaria, Anthozoa, Actiniaria, Edwardsiidae. Bases 606 to 1583 code for a protein of 325 amino acids.